CUCAGUCAAACUCGAGGAACUUGUCGGGCUGGUGGAGUCCACUCUCGAAAUAUAGAGAAGAGGAGAAUCAUUUAAAUCCGUUGUUUCUCCUGGUUUUUCCUCUUCUCCCCCUCUUUCUCCCUUACGUGCGUGUGUAUGUGAUUGUACGAGACUUGGGGGAGGUAGAGAUUGCGCAUGGGCCGGUGGAAGAGACCCAGUGUAGUGGGUGCAUCUUUGCGCUUGACCAGUUGCAUCAUGGAAGCGAGUCGAGGAAGAAACAAUCCCCGAGGAUCAGCUCCGGUGUAACAAUUGUCUCGUGUACGAGGGAAUUUCUGUCAGUGGAAAUUAUUUUGGAUUUUUUUUUUUUACUAAAGUGAUCGGUCACUGGGACCCAAGCUGAUGGUAUACCAUCGAUCAGUUCAGAUACCGAUCGAUCAAUCAAUCAUGCAAGCUUCUCCGAAGCUUGUCCUAGUCUACUUGGCGGUUUUAUCAGCCUACGCAAUGUCAUCCGACGCUGCUCGGCCACUCCGGGAGAUUCGAGGGCACCCAAAUGGCGCCCCAGUGAGACUCUCCACAAUCCUCACCAACGAAGUAACCAACAGUCCGGACCAGAGAGCCGCCAGUCUAAUGGGGGGUCACAUGAAGAUAACGACAACUCCAUCAUCGCGAGAAGAGGACGAGGCGCAAUGGGAUGACGGCCUGAUUCUCUCCUCAGCAGGCAACGGAAAGGAGAACAGGAAGCCCCACGAUGAUGACGACGAGAAGAAGACACUGGCCCAGCAAGUGAAGGAGGGUAAAUACGGGCUGAUUCAGGAUGAAAUAUACCCAAAAAAAUCAAAGCGCCCAGGAAUCCUGAGCUAUCUAUCCAAUCCAGAAGUCCCAAAGGACACGUCGAAGAAUCUGGGUGGUCUCGAUGAGGAUGAAAUUUGGCUGGCGGAGAAUCAUGUCCUGGUGCUUCGUGGUGGAAACUUUCCGGAGCAUGAGACAGAGCAACCAUCGGGUGAUUUGCGGGGCUGGUCGCCGAUCGAUGACUUCCAAGCGCCUAAAAGGCAGGUCAAGAUUCCAUCAUCGCCGCAAGUUCCACCGCCAUUUCCGAUCCAAUUAAAUGAAGGGGGUCCAGUAACAGUCCUAGGUUCGAACGACACCGACAAGCCCCAAUGGUUUGACGGACUCAUUUCACCGAACGAAACGAUUUUCUACACUGAUCGUAACGACACAACCAAGGAAAAUCCCCAGACCGAUAGAAAGACAAAAUCAGGUCUCUCAUUGGGAGGAAUUGUCGGCCCAUUUUUUCCAUCACUACCCCCAGGGGCUGUCUUCCUUCCGCCUCCUGGUAACCAAUCAGACUACGACGAUGACGAUCAAUCAAUCUACUAUCCCCCUCCCUACAGCUUCAAAUACAAUCAGGACAAUUCAACAGCUGUUCCCCCAGGUCCCCUAGUCCCUGGAAUAAUCCUUCCACCGCCCCCAGACUUCUUCUCCCAACUGGAGGAGAAGAAAACAACAAAAUCUCACAUAACUAAAUAUCCAAAACGUCCAACUACAACAUCAAAACCACCGGCCCAUCUCCACCGAAAAUCCCAUCCAAAACCACAUAAAUUCAUAUCAAGUUCAAGCACAUCAUCAACUAAAGAGCCAAGACCAUUUACCAUGAAACCUCUCAACAAGUUCAAGCUGAAAAAUACCACGAGCUCCUCCACGGAAACUACAAAUCCAUCAAAACAGGUUCUCCCAUAUGUAGAAGUGACAACAUCAGCUCCUAACAAAGUAAGCACAUUAGAGAUAUCGGAAAUAAGCACAGUGAGACCGAUAGUAACGAAUCAGGUUAUCGAGACGAGUACAGAAGGUGAGACUGAGAAGCCCCGUUGGACUGGUUCUGCAUUGAAAUCUCCGAUAGUCGCCUACUACGGUACAUCACCAUCACCGAUUGACGAAGCUGUUGAUAUAUCCAGAAAAAGGACGAAAGCUCGAAAGAUUCCACCAUCAGUUCCAAGUUCAGCGUCUUACUACUUCUACGAGGAAGCGACUGACGAUGUGUCUGGUACGACCUCAACCCCGAUCUACUUCCAGGAGACGACUACACGAGCUGUUGACUAUGCGACUGAAGCCGAGACGAAGAAACCGUACUAUCAAGUGGACACCAGUCACCGACCACCAGCCCAGUAUCAAGUGGAGAUAGAAGUCAUCGAACAAGUGAUGAGGACAUCACCUCCUAGAUAUCAAUACCCAGAUACAGACGAAUCUGCAACUAUUCCAGUCUCACCGAGAUCCCAAUCCCAGCGAAUGCUAACGAAUUCCCCUGUCUUCUUCAAAAACAUCACCGAUCGUCCCAAAUUGAAUCUCAACACCUUCUUCAUAACACCACCUCCAAAGAGAUAUAAUCAACAACAAUUGAAACCAAAACCAGUUUAUCAGUACAGUUUUGAAGCAGCAGAUUAUGCUCAACGAGGUAGACAAAAAGAAUUGUACAAACCUCUCCAGGAAGUACAACCAGGAAAACAAGUUACGUUUAACGAGUGGCAGGAGGAGAUUGAGGACGUGGAUCCCCAGUAUAACGAUUAUAACACAGAGGUCGUACCCGAGCAGAGAUUACAACCAGAACGAACUCAUUACAGAAUGAGAGCUCCUAGUUAUCCCACAACAACGAUUAGAUCAAAUAUCGUUGAUACAACACCAAAUCCACAGCACGCUUAUUACACUAAGCAGGAUGAGAGGCUGUUGGAUGACGUUACCAGGGAGUACUUCACUAAUUUCGGUAGGAAAAUAAACCGAGACAGAGUGAAAACAACGACACCAAUUUACGGAAAGACUAGUGUAACUGAGAGACCAAAUUACUCAACUGUUAAUUCCGUUUCAACGAAUUCAUUCGAUGAAAGACAGAAAACCCACACUAACCCUAGAGUCGAGGUACAUUAUGGAGGUCAAACGCACAAGCCAUUCUCACUGGAGGGUGACACGAGGGUCAAUUACCAGGAGCCCCUGCCUCCCAUGAAUCCCGACGCCGAAUUUUUGCCCGGAUAUGGCCCCAAAAAGGCAAAUGAUAGGGAGCAGCUGAUCGAGAGGUUCAAGCCUUCCGAGCCCAUCAGACCGUACAUCCCAGUGGAUGAGUUCAGUGGAGAAAUUCGUGAGACCGCUGAACCCACCCUUAAUUACCCAUACAGCAGGCCAACCAUCAAUCCUGACGCUGAAUUUUCACCUGCAUAUGGACCUAAAGACAACGAGUGGGAGCAGGAGAUCGAUAGGUUCAAGGUUUCCAAACCUAUCAGACAGUACAUUCCGGUGGAAGAUUUUGGGGAGGAUUUUCGAGAGCCCACUGGACCCACUCGUUUGGUUCCCCUUGAUGACAAGAGAGAGAGACAAAGAGUGUUUCCAACCAGGCUGGUACCACUAAGUGGUGACACUGCUGUUAAUUAUCGGGAUCCUAGACCGCCCAUCAAUCCUGACGCCGAGUUCAUUGAUCCAGUGAACAAUGAUCAGGCAGGACAGGGUAAACCGAGCUCUUAUUUCUCUUACAGAUUACCUGGUGAUGGAGGUCAUUUUUAUUUUCUAACGCCUCAUGCUAUAUCGCGGAGACAGGGGGGCAAUUCAUUCGCCUCAGCGAGACAGGGACGAGGGUCUAGGAAUGGUUGAGAAUGGAAGGUUUGAGUUUCUUAUGAAAAUUUUGAGAAAAUCAAUCAGUCGAGAAGUGUAGAAACGAGAUAAACAAUUCAAGACUAGUUUUUAUGGAUUUCUUCGUGUCUCUAUAUAAAAAGAAUAACUCUUGAAUUUUUUUGUCAAUUCGUCAGAUAAAUUAUCUUGUUUCAUCAUUUAUCCACUGAAUUCUGAAGGAAAAAAAAAAUCUAGGUGUUUUUCAACUGUCAAGAUGGGAGAAUAACUCGAUUGACAGUGAAGACAUGCCAUACUAUGGUUUUUUCAAUGAAUUUCAUAUUAAUCUGUGUCAUACGCGACUGCUGUAUCAGCAAAUUGCUCUGGAUUAUGUUUCGUCACCCUUUGUAUUUAUUCAUGUAAAUAUGACCUAAUUUAAUUAUGAAUAACCGAUUGAUUAAUGAUUAGUGAAUAAAGGAACCAUUUUCAGUUGAAGUAUACCCAUUGUCUCCUGUGUGUUUGUAUCGUCUGUGAUUAAUGAUUUUUUUCCUAGAUUUUACGUUUAUAAUACGAGGCACACAUGUGACGCAACUGUAGGGGUAAAAAUAUUUAUGUCCCACUAUGGUAUUUCAUGAUUAAUUAAAGCUCGCCGUUGUAAAUUUGUAUUCAAUUUGUUUUCUUAGACUUCCAAAUGGAAUUCUUGUAAUCCAUAGAUUUUGUGAUUCUGUAAUUUUACUUGGACACGACUUAGAAAAUGUCUGUAUGUACUUUUGUAUGUGCGCGUAAAUUCUGGGAUUUUUAUUUAUAAAUCUUCGAUCCGGAAGAGGCUAAAAUAAUCGCUAAAAACCUGAAAUUUCUAAUGAGAAAAUUUUGGGAAUUUUCGUAAUUCUCCAAUAUUUCGCUAUUAAACUGGAAAUAAAACUAAACUGUCAAAUAUCGCGAAAAUUAUCUAUUAAAUUGAAUUUUUUCUUUGUAAGAAAAUAUUCGUCUCGAUGUCUUCCAUCGAGUUACUUUAAAAAUAUAUAGCUGUCCAUAUAAAAUUUAGGAAAUACCGAUGUUCCCAAGUUUUAAAUCUAAAAGGCUCGAGUCCUUGCUUAUUUUCUCUUCGUUAUUGAGUGUAAGUAGAAUUAAAUCGAUGUAAGACUCAAUGUCCUGAAUAAAUAAACACGUAUUUACUCGAGAAUAAA
Diachasmimorpha longicaudata is the source of this 4751-nucleotide messenger RNA. RefSeq names its product adhesive plaque matrix protein. The record is from RefSeq and is a predicted model, not a curated record. The transcript is spliced from 2 exons. The coding region runs from base 379 to 3609 and encodes 1076 amino acids. NCBI's taxonomy places the organism in Eukaryota, Metazoa, Arthropoda, Insecta, Hymenoptera, Braconidae.